Cylicocyclus nassatus is the source of this 1945-nucleotide messenger RNA. Lineage: Eukaryota; Metazoa; Nematoda; Chromadorea; Rhabditida; Strongylidae. The record is from the annotation of a GenBank genome assembly.
AUGUCGACUACCAAACGGGAUGCAUUGUUGUUGAUAAUGUCUGAAGGGAACAGUCAAGCAGAGACGUCGUCGUUCCUUCCCACAGGCGCAUUCGGUGUGCUGAGUGGCGAUGGAUUUGAAAAGAUGUUCGACUCUCGGUAUAAAACUCAAAAGGAGCGGAAGGCAGCAAAACCUACUUUACAAAGCAAGGUGUACAAUUGCCUAGAAAGGCCAGCGGGUUGGCGGUGUUUUAUGUAUCAUUUCAGUGUCUUCAUAGUAGUUCUAGUGUGUUUGAUACUCAGCGUUAUGUCUACCGUCGAAAGACAUAGUCGAUUUGCUAGCGAGUUGCUUUUUAUACUGGAGAUUUUCCUCGUUAUAUUCUUCGCCAUAGAGUAUUGCGUGCGUCUAUGGGCAGCUGGAUGUAGGUCAAAAUACCUCGGUUUCUGGGGUCGCUUGAGAUUUGCAAAGAAACCAAUCUCCUUCAUUGAUCUCUGUGUGGUGGUGGCCAGCAUUACCGUGAUUCUCAUUGGACAUGAAGGUCAAGUGUUUGCGGCAAGUGCAAUACGUGGUGUGCGAUUUCUACAAAUUCUGAGAAUGUUACAUGUAGACAGACAAGGAGGAACUUGGCGGUUGCUCGGCUCCGUCGUUUUCAUACAUCGCCAAGAGCUAAUCACAACUUUGUACAUAGGAUUUCUUGGUUUAAUAUUUUCGUCAUACUUCGUCUACUUGGCUGAGAAGGACCACAUAUCGCCUGAUGGAAAACAAGCCUUCACCAGUUAUGCCGAUGCCCUGUGGUGGGGAGUGAUAACAAUGACAACCAUUGGCUACGGUGACGUUGUUCCACAGACAUGGCUUGGACGAAUUGUCGCAUCGUGCUUCUCGAUCUUCGCCAUCAGCUUCUUUGCUUUGCCUGCUGGCAUUCUUGGAUCUGGUUUCGCUCUGAAGGUCCAGCAGAAGCAGCGGCAAAAGCACUUCAACCGGCAAAUUCCUGCUGCCGCCACUUUGAUUCAGUGUUUGUGGAGAUGCCACGCAGCCGAGAAAGAUAUCGCAGCUACAUGGAAAGUGCAUGUGGACCCGCUGGCGCGAGAAUCGAGUGAAACAAGGAAACAGAACGGUGGAGUGACUGACGAGGUGACCAGCUAUAAAAGAAAACUCUUUCGUAAGCAGCAGUCGAAAACAAGUGUUCUUACGAAUGCUUGUGUUCCAAAAAGAAGUCGUGGUAGUGCCGUGAGCGUUGAUCUGGAAAUGGGAGAGAGGAAAAAAGAAAAGGAGAGAAAUAGCGAUGCUGAGGAGGACAGAGUUUUCAAAGAAGUCACCGACUCAAGGGCAGACUUCGAACCGGAUGAAGACAGCACUCCAAAAAGAUUAUCACAUAUUUGUGAGCUGACGAAACAGUACAAGGAUGCUAUAAGAGCAAUUCGAAAAAUCAAGUACUUCGUCGCCCGAAGACGUUUUCAGCAAGCCAGGAAGCCCUAUGAUGUUCGCGAUGUCCUCGAGCAGUAUUCACAGGGCCAUCUAAACAUGAUGGUCCGAAUAAAGGAACUGCAGCGAAGACUAGACCAAACACUUGGUAAACCUGGUCAGGAUCGUGCGUCUCGAACGAUGGGCGGCUCAACCACUAUAGGAGCACGGUUAUCACGAAUCGAAAUGCAGAUGGUCAAUCUCGAGCGGCAGAUGAACAUGACGUUGAACUUGCUGACUACGCUCUGUCGCAAGAAUUCGAGUGGUCGCCGUCCGUCGAACACCUCACCCACACCGCCAUUUGACAGACCACCCUCAGCGCGUGACGCCUGUUCACCCACACUUAGCGUCUACUAGGUAUUCGGAUAUUCUGAUGUUGUACACUUUUUUCACUGGUAGCUUGACCGUCGUCACUGUGUAUUGAAUACGGGUAAGAUUUGCUGAUACACAGAAAACAUAGUCUCAUACAUGGAUAGUGCCUGCUAUCAGAAAUGCAUAACAUUGA